Molecule: messenger RNA, 1724 nt
Organism: Hypomesus transpacificus
Lineage: Eukaryota; Metazoa; Chordata; Actinopteri; Osmeriformes; Osmeridae
Product: AT-rich interactive domain-containing protein 1A-like
Exons: 3
Source: RefSeq, a predicted model, not a curated record
AAUCCGUGCUUUAUCUCCCUCUGUGCGGCUCAGUAAAAUGGCUGUAUCUCGGCGAGCCUCGUGCUGGUUUGGUCCGUUCCCUGCCUGUAGUCUGGCUCAGUAAUAGAACUCCCACAAUAUUUGUGUCGGUUUUUGCAUCUAAUGGGCUUCUGGAGUUCCUGAGCCGUUACCGUCACAUUGAAACCAGGGAUGGCUGCCGGAUCCGGUCCGGUUUAAGGUGUGGGAAUGAGUCGGGACAAAGAUAAAUGGUUAUAAACAAUUAUUUAUAUUAAAUGUUAGCGUUUGAUUGUGACUGACUCGCCGAAAGAGGGAGAGGGGGUAUCAUGGCCGCUCAGGUCGCCAGUGCCGCCACUCUCAACACUACGCCUUCAGAACUUAAAAAAUCGGAUCGAGACCCCAAAGAGGAGUCGGUACCGGUGGAGAAGCAGCAAGAAAAAAAGCAACCGGGAUUAGAGAGCGGAUCUCCGGGCCGGGGGGAUCUGCAGGACGGGGCCGAUGUUGGAAAUGCAGGGGGAGGAGGGGAACUUGAGAUGAAGAACGGGAAUGGGAACCCGCCCAGGGCUAAUAAUAAUCAGAAUGAUUCCAUCGGAUCCGAGGGGAAUAACCAUCCCGGGAUGGUACACCAUCACGGAUCCGCAUUUCCUCCACCUUCUUAUGGAUACAGUCAGCACUACGGUCGGGCCCCUUUUCAUCAACAUGGCGGACAACAAAGCCCUGGCAUGGCAGCUGCUGCAGGUCCGGCCGUGCAAUCGAGCAACAUGAUGGACCCAUAUCAGCCCAACUCGCACGACCAUGGCUUUUCGAACCACCAGUAUAACAAUUACAAUCCAUUCCCGAAUAGAACUCCUUAUCCCGGCCAAGGAUACGGCAUCAACUCUCCGCGCAGCGCCCAGCCUCCGACAGCUGGGGGACAGCCAGCAAAGCAACAACCAGCGGGAGGACCCACAUCUAUGGCUGGAUCUUACAAUAAUCAGAGAUAUAAUGUGGGGAACCCACAGCCAACAUCCACGCCAACCCUCAACCAGCUUCUAACCUCCCCAAGUUCCACGAGAGGUUAUCCAAACUACCCACCAAGCGAUUACAGUAACCAGGAGGGAGCUAGCAAGGGACCAACAGACAUGGGCAGCAGCGGUCAGUAUGGAGGGGGCAAUCCGAGUUGGCAACAAAGGACUCAUCACCCAUCGCCUAUGAGUCCUGGAAGUGCAGGGCAGCCUCUAAGUAGAAACCAGGCUCCUGGCUCCAUGGAUCCGAUGGGGAAGAUGAGAAGCCAGGCGUAUGGAGGGGGAGGCCCAUACCCCCAGCAGCCCCAGCAGGGCCCCCCUCCUGGGGCUCAGCAAGGGCCAGGCUACCCUGGCCAGGGCUACGGACCUCCGGGCCCCCAUAGAUACCCAGUGGGAAUGCAGGGCCGCACUCCUGGUGGCAUGGGAGGCAUGCAGUAUGGGCAGCAGAUGGCUUCCUAUGGACAGCAAGGACCAGGAGGGUAUGGGCCCCAGAGCCAGGGACCAUACUAUGGCUCCCAGGGCCAGGCUCCCCACCCUGGGCAGCAGCAGGCCCCCUACCCCCAGGCCCCAACCGGACAGCAGGGCGGACCAGCACCCUACGCUGGGCAGCCCCACCCAGGCCAACAGCCCCACCCAGGCCAGCAGCCCCACCCAGGCCAGCAUCCCCACCCUGGCCAGCAGCCCCACCCAGGCCAACAGCCCCACCCAGGCCAGCAGACCCAC